Molecule: messenger RNA, 636 nt
Organism: Lachancea fermentati
Lineage: Eukaryota; Fungi; Ascomycota; Saccharomycetes; Saccharomycetales; Saccharomycetaceae
Source: the annotation of a GenBank genome assembly
AUGGCAGGCCCUUUCGCAUCAAUCGAGCAUGCAGUGGCAUCUUUCUCAAAAAACAAGUUCCUAAUUGUAAUGGAUGAUGAAUCACGGGAAAACGAGGGCGAUCUAAUUUGCGCGGGGGACAACGUUACGCAAGAGCAGAUGGCUUUCUUAGUGCGCUACUCUUCGGGUUACGUAUGUGCACCAAUGAGCAAUGAGUUUGCGGAUAGACUUGACCUGCCUCUAAUGCGUGAACUCAAGUGUCAAGCGAACGACGACGACAGACAUGGCACUGCCUAUACAAUUACCUGUGACUACGCCAAAGGAACGACCACAGGUAUUUCGGCUCACGACAGGGCUCUUACAUGCCGUAAGUUAGCAGACUCGACUAAAACUGCAACAGAUUUCUUGAAGCCUGGUCACGUGGUUCCCUUGAGGGCUGUCGAUGGUGGUGUUUUAAAGAGAGGCGGGCAUACCGAGGCCGCUGUCGACCUUUGCAAAUUAGCUGGUAAGCCUCCCGUUGCAGUUAUCUGCGAGUUAGUUAGGGAUAGCGACGGAAUGAUGAUGAGAUUGAAUGACUGUGUCGCAUUCGGUAAAGAACACGGAAUUGAACUGAUUACAAUUGAACAGUUAAAGAGUCAUAUUCAAAGAAAACCUUGA